This is a messenger RNA of Pyrenophora tritici-repentis Pt-1C-BFP, 828 nucleotides long. RefSeq lists its product as uncharacterized. NCBI's taxonomy places the organism in Eukaryota, Fungi, Ascomycota, Dothideomycetes, Pleosporales, Pleosporaceae. The record is from RefSeq and is a predicted model, not a curated record.
AUGCUAACACAAUCGCCUCCAGCUUCACCACCAAACCCCCAAUCUUCAACAACAACAACAACAGCACCACCACCUUCUUCACCUCCAAACGCAAAACGCCCCUUGUACCUCACUUUCCCUACCGCGCUCGCCCUAACCCUCUUCGCCUUCACAGCCGGCUUCACCAUGUCGGGCAGCCCCGCCAUCCCCUCAAUAACCGCGCUCGCAAACCCCCCCACAGACGCCGAAACCCUAACCAUCUACCACCCAACCACGCCCUCUGAAUCCGAAAUCGAGACCCUCAUCCAAACACACCCACUCACGCAAUCCCUCCUCUCAGACCUCCGCUACACGGCCUCGCGCCCGCACUUGAAAAUCCCCGAGCCCUUACGCCCCCAAAACCUCACGGGGGGCACUCUCCUCGGCGCAGAUAAAAUCGCCGUUCCACCACUUCAAUUCGCAACUCAAGACGGCUCCAGCUAUGUGAGUUUGCAAUACUUGGGUCCCGCGUUGUGCGGGCACCCUGGUAUCGUGCAUGGAGGGUUGCUGGCCACGCUGCUGGAUGAAGGGCUUGCGAGAUGCUGUUUACCUGCGUUGCCGAAUAAGGUGGGUGUCACGGCGAGUUUGAAAGUGGAUUAUAAGGCGCCGUGUUUGGCGGGUCAGGUCGUGGUGCUUAGGGCCGAGACGGUAAAGGUCGAGGGGAGGAAGGCGUGGGUCGAGGGACGGUUGGAGACUUUGGGGGAGUGGGAAGGGGGCGUUUGUGUCAAGGAGGGGACUGUGUUGACAAGGGGGGAGGCGUUGUUUAUUGAGCUAAGGCAGGCGAAGCAGAUGGCCAGGGUUGUGAAUUAG